UCGAACGAAAAUGUGGCCCAAAACAGCGUGGUACUUACUUCUAGUAAUAAGUGUACAUUGUAAAGAGAUUAAACAUAGAGUCCCCAGAUUUAUUGGGGGGACGUAUACCAGCACCGUCACUUCUACAAAAAUGAUUACUUCAUUAGUGCCUUCGUCAUGUGUGUAUGUGGAUCCUACAUUGCAGCCCUGCAGAAGUGUGAGGUUUUUGAAUUUCCCUCAAUUUGAUACUAUAAGAGAAUAUUUCAACAACAAAAGUUCUCCAUUUCGUGCCCGAUCUGAUAAAACUGAAACCACACAAUUAGGAUGGGGUGAAUAUUUAGGUAUUUACCAACCGACAGUAACAGUUACCGAAAUCGAAUUGCAAACCGCCAUUGUUCAGGACCCUCGAGUUGCUGUAACAUACGCUGUCAAAGGAUGUAGGCCUCUAAAACUCCCCAACGACAUAGACAGAUGUGAAAUUCAAGCACCUUCGACCAUUCCGAUUCUUGAAAUUCUUCCCACGUCAACAGUAGCUGUUCCUCAGAUGUCUGCACUUCAUUCAAAUGGAGGUACAAAUAACUCAAGCGACAGUAAAUCUGGUCAGUCUGGUGGCAUUUUGUGGAAAUUAAACGCUACAGAUAAAAUACAAACACCGACACCUACCCUUGAAAGUUCUACUACUCCAAUAGAAGAUAAUACAAGAGAAACUGUACAGCGUCCUACAGAGCCGUUAUUACUCUAAAUAACAAUUGUGUAUAGUAGAAACGGAAAUCGGCCAGAAUGCGCAACAGAGUGGUGGUAUCAAUGUUUGGUAAAAAUGUUCAAGAAAUCCAAGUAGUCGCCUUAAAGAUAAUCACAUGCGGAUAUUAUAACAUCCCGUUAAUCAUUGUAAAUUAGUCAUUUUAUAACUUACAGCAAACACUUGCAUAUUAGUAGGUACUGUUAAAAUAAUUAGACGAUAAAUAUUAAGCAGGAGAAAUUAAACUUUUUUCUACUUUUAAGAACAAAAAAAGCAAGAUCGUUAGCGGAACCGAAUUCAAAAUUAUUUUGCACAUCAAAUUUGAAACAAUAUUGGGUUAAACAUCAUAUUUUUAUUGGUAAACAAAUUUAUUAAUUUGUCUGGAUUAAACUACGGUUCUGUUGAUAUUCGAGAAGACUUGGUAUUCACACAGUGUUGUCAAACUGAAUUUUGUUAUAUUCAUUUUAAAUUUUCUAGCCGAUUUCCGAGCCUGCUAUAAAACACAAAAUGUAAUGUUGAUAUAUUUUUUAAUAAACUUCAGCUCAUAGUUCAUAAAAAUUCACAUUCUUAAUUAUAUUAUUAUAUAUGGUUAAUUUAGGAUUUUUGGUUGUAUAAAGAGAAUUUUGUAAUAAAAAAUUU
Messenger RNA from Diabrotica virgifera virgifera (western corn rootworm), 1357 nucleotides. RefSeq lists its product as uncharacterized. The record is from RefSeq and is a predicted model, not a curated record. The transcript has 3 exons. Bases 11 to 721 code for a protein of 236 amino acids. NCBI's taxonomy places the organism in Eukaryota, Metazoa, Arthropoda, Insecta, Coleoptera, Chrysomelidae.